This is a messenger RNA of Malurus melanocephalus (red-backed fairy wren), 3904 nucleotides long. RefSeq names its product WW domain containing transcription regulator 1 (gene WWTR1). The record is from RefSeq and is a predicted model, not a curated record. Bases 43 to 1209 code for a protein of 388 amino acids. Lineage: Eukaryota; Metazoa; Chordata; Aves; Passeriformes; Maluridae. Gene Ontology annotation, cellular component: cytoplasm; nucleus. The transcript is spliced from 7 exons. Gene Ontology annotation, biological process: hippo signaling; positive regulation of transcription by RNA polymerase II. Gene Ontology annotation, molecular function: transcription coactivator activity; transcription corepressor activity; protein binding.
CCCGAGCCGGCUGCGCCCGCCGCCGGGCCGGAGCGGCGGAAAAUGAACCCCGCGGCCGCGGCCCCGCCGCCGGGCCAGCAGGUCAUCCACGUCACGCAGGACCUGGACACGGAGCUGGAGGCGCUCUUCAAUGCCGUGAUGAACCCUCGGCCCAGCUCCUGGCGCAAGAAGAUCCUGCCCGAGUCCUUCUUCAGGGAGCCCGACUCGGGCUCGCACUCGCGGCAGUCCAGCACGGAUUCGAGCGGGCCCCCGCCGCGCCCCGCGCCCGCGCACGUCCGGUCCCACUCCUCACCCGCCUCGCUGCCCGGCGCGGGCCCGGCACCGCAGCACGGCCACCUCCGGCAGCGCUCCUGCGACGUGACGGACGAGCGGCCGCUGCCGCCGGGCUGGGAGAUGGCGCUCACGCAGACCGGACAGCGCUACUUCCUCAACCACAUAGAAAAAAUCACAACAUGGCAAGAUCCUCGAAAGCCCAUGAGCCAGCAGAUGAACCACGUCAGCCGCCACCCCGCAGCCACGUCCGCUCCGAUGCCGCAGAGAUCCAUGGCAAUGUCUCAGCCAAACCUCAUGCUGAAUGCCCAGCCCCAGCUCAGCCCUCUCAGCCCUGCCAUGCUGCAGCAGAGCCGUCCCCCGCAGCCCCCGGCCCUGCUGACCCUGCCUGGAGCUCUGAGCACUCAGCAGCAGCAGCAGCAGCAGCAGCAGCAGAAACUGAGGCUGCAGAGGAUCCAGAUGGAGAGGGAGCGCAUUCGCAUGCGGCAGGAGGAGUUGCUGCGGCAGGAAGCUGCUCUGUGCAGACAACUUCCCAUGGACUCAGAAAGCAUGGUCCCAGUUCAGACAGCUGUGAGCAGCCCUGCCAUGAGCCAGGACAUGAGGGCUGUGACAAACAACGGAUCUGAUCCCUUCCUGAACAGUGGCCCGUACCAUUCCAGGGAGCAGAGUACAGACAGUGGYUUGGGAUUGGGAUGUUACAGCAUCCCAACAACCCCUGAAGAUUUCCUCAGCAACGUGGAUGAGAUGGAUACAGGAGAAACUAUAGCACAGACAUCAAUGAACAUAAAUGCACAGCAAACACGUUUUCCUGAUUUCCUCGACUGUCUUCCAGGGACAAAUGUUGAUCUUGGGACUCUGGAGUCAGAAGACUUGAUCCCCAUUUUCAACGAUGUGGAGUCAGUGCUCAACAAAAACGAGCCCUUCCUCACCUGGCUGUAACCAAGCAGUGCUUUUUGGGCCCACAGUGCAAUUCCAGUUUCUUUUUCCUCUUGAGAUAGGCACAGAAUAUCUGAAUAUUCUCAAGAGAUACAAUCUGCUGCCUUAUUGACUUUUGUAAUCUUUAGGGUCAGUUUAAUCUCUGUCUGGAUUUGAUUGAUACUAAUUUAAAACACGUUAUAUAUUUAUAUAUAAAAAUAGAUACAUUCAUAUAUAUUUCUUAAAGAAACCCCACACUACAUUUCCAUGUACAUUUUUACCUUUUCAAACCCAGCUUUUGAAAUGCUCCACUUUUUAGGACUUGUGCAUGUCCUGGCUGAUCUCCUGGGUGCUGAUGGACCUCACAGACCCUUUGGGAAUCACAAAAGCUCCACUCCUGGGUCACUGGGUUCAGAAAAAGUGCCAAGCAUCAGGACGUGAGAGCAGUUUUAUUACUGUGUUUGUGACAAAGCUUUUUUUUAUCCUUUUACUUAAGCCUUAAAAAUAUCCUUUAGUCCUUAGUAACUAACUGUUCCAUAUGGAAUACAGGUUAAAUCUGAUCCAUAUAAGGUAUAAUAAUUCCCAUUAUAUAUUUGUAAAGGCACAAACAAUACUAUAGCAGGUUUUUUUUUUCAGUAUAUUUUUCUAUAUCGUUUGCAGAAAAUAAUUUCUUUCAAAGUACCAGGAUUGUUUAGCAGCAUUUUUACACUACAAUAUUGUUACAAAAUAAAACAGGCUGGUACUGACUGUUGCCUUUUAAAAACAAAGCAAUGUAUUGUAAGCAAGCAUUUUUACAAUUUCUUGUAUUUUUAUGUUUAUUAUAUUAAGCACUACAGUUUUGUAACUUAACACAUGAACAAGCAAUUUUUUUAUAUCUAUAAAAUCCAUGGCAAGUAAAGUAUUCUUUUAAAAUCAAGUCUGGAAAGUGUGGCACAACCUGUUGAUGUCAUACGUGAGGGAACAAAGCCUUCCUCAUACUGUUUUCAGUCACGUUUUUAACUGACAAUGUCAAAAUAAAUGUAGUUGUAUUUCUGAAAAAAGCCUGUAAGUGUAUCAGGGCCCUGCUAAAGCAGCUUUGGGACUCCCCUGUAAAGCUGCUGAUUUUUUCUGUCUUUCACUCACUGUAAGAGGUGCACAGGACACGAGGUGCUGUGUGAUCCUAUCACAGAAUAUCCCACAAAUCUUCCUUMGCAGAGCUUUGGGACGGAGAAGGCUUCAAGGACACCAAGCUUGCAGUUCCCCUGAAAUGCAAAUGAAGUCCUGAAAAUGUUUUAAUGCUUAGAAAUAAUUUUAUUUGCAAUUAAUGGUUUUAAGCAUUUUGUAUUGAAAAACAGGUCUUUUAAUGAAAGGCAUUAAAAUGUUUCUCUCAGCCUAAUCCAGGCUGUUGAAAAGAGAAGAAGAGCUGUAAACGUGUUUUUGCCAGGUCUGAUAACACUUCACAAGAUGUGACUGAUGUGCCAAAUAUUGACCACUACAGACUCUUUUCCUUCYGUUUGGGUGAAGGGAGGUGAAGAGGUCAGAGAUGAAGUGCUGGGAAUGCAGAGUAGGUUUAGAAGAGAGGUAAUGAGUGUGGAUCCUUGCUGGGAAGGGGAGCUGCAAACAGAGAUACAGCAAAGGAAUCUCCAGUGAAAAACACAGCAGGAGAAUUCAACAACCAGUAAAUGAGCGCGAUGAGCUGCUGAGUGCAGGUGAUGUCACAAGAUGGAAGAGAAAAAGCACACACUGACAUUUGGAAAGAGGAGAUAGAAGGCAAAGGCCUGCAGUUGUGAAGUUCUAUUACGUAGGUAAAAGUAGCUUUUUUUUUGUUGUUUUUUAUAAAGAAAGAUGUGAGCAGAGUCGUGUCUGCAGAGAAUUUUAUUGCUGAAUGGGCAUUGUGUUCUUUUUAUUCUUUCGAGGGAUUGGGGCAGGAGUUAUUUUUGCUCGUUUUGCUGACUGUUGAGACAGCACAAACUUCUUUCCAAUAGACAGGGAACUGGGCAAGGCUGACCAAUAUUACUGGAAUUAGGUUUAAUCUCUCACUUUGAAGCAUUUCUUCAGGUUGUUCGGCCUAAAUGAAAAGCAGGAGCUCAAGCUUUGUUCUUUAGUGCCAUGACUGAUGUUGGUGGAACAAGAACUGGAGAUUUUCUGGCCAGCCUGCAGUGCCUGGUGCUGCAAUGAGCCCCAGCAGCUCUGGAUUUGAGUUACUGCAGUGAUCCAGGUGCCAGUGCCAUCAGCACACUGCCUUUAGAGAAUGUGSUUUGUUCAUUUGCAGGGAAUUUGUACCGUUGAAAUGUCAGUUUGUCCUGACAGAAGAUUUUCUGUGAGUUGGUGUGGCUGAUUCCUGCCCGGCCACAUGCAUUGUUGUCCCUCUGUAUAGGGAAAACUUUCUGUUGAAAUCACAUCAGGUAUUGAUCAGAAUGGUGAAGCUGCAAGCUUGAUUCUCUCUUUCAUUUGUGUUUCUGGUGGUUGAGUGUCUCGGUGCAGAGACUUUAAAACGGUGAAGCAAUCAUUCAUGUGCUCAUUCAAUCAAUCAUGAGCUGUGUGUCAGUGUUACUUCCACAGUGAAGCAGAUGUGGAACAGGAGGGUGCUGUGCACAGCAGCACUAAACAGUCACAGAAUCAUGGCUUAGCUCUUUACUCAGUGGUGAAGCAAAUCCCUGUUUAACUAAAAGUGAGUGUUUACACUGUCAGCUUUUCAUUUUUGUUAUGAAGAGGAUGUGUCAGAUGAAGCGUGAUUCAA